This is a messenger RNA of Amoebophrya sp. A25, 5942 nucleotides long. The record is from the annotation of a GenBank genome assembly. NCBI's taxonomy places the organism in Eukaryota, Dinophyceae, Syndiniales, Amoebophryaceae.
CAUCAUCGUCACCUUGUACUUGCUCAUAAUUCUUAUGGUGACGAAUGAAAUCGAAAUCGGGCAGUUUGACCUAUCAUCUGUCACGUCCAAGUUCAAGUACAGUCUAAUUGUUAUUUUGCCAUUGCCGCUAGAAAGAAAAUUGUCUCAAAAACAGCGUCUUGUGGUUCUGACUCUGCAAGAAGAUCCUCAAUAGACAACGCGCUCCUGCCGAUGUGCCUUGUGUCCAUUCUUGCUUAUUCACAAUUAGAAGUAAUAUAUGCAGGAAAGUCCUCCUCGGUUGUUAGAUCCGAGUUAAGUAACUGACAUCGCAAGUCAGAAAAGUAGUACAAUAUCAAUACAUUGCACUUAGCUGUUGACUUCUUGUUUCUCUUUUCUUGCUUCGGUUUACUCACAAUUAAGCGACAAGAACAAAUUUGAUUUUAAGUAUCCUUGUCCUAUUGCUUUUUUGAAGAUUUCCGGAACACGAACGUCUAAGAUGAUCUCUAGCAUCAUUAUGUUGAAUAGAACUAGAGCAGAAAUUAUGGUCGUCCUUACGUAGGAUGUCGCUGCCGAACAUGAGGAUGAGAAUUGCCGCAAGACGAUGCUAGCUGUGAGCGUUACUUAGGGAAGAGGGAAGAUUUCAAAGCGUGUCCGGUAGAAAAAUAAGAUGCAAGCCUUCAUUUGUGCGCUGGGCGGAUGGGCGGUAGCGUUGUGGCUUCUCGUUUUCCCGGUGGUACGAGGGCUGACGAUUUACAAGUUCCCGCAGCUCAGUGCUGGACGAACUAAAGCGUACUCGAACCUUGCAGUGGCCUUUCUAUUUCUGAUCGCGACGCAAUGGCUGGCGCAGCCAAUUCGCUCCUCUGCUUUCCAGAGGCACGUUUCGCCUUCCGAGGAAAGCCACGCGAAGGAGUUGAGCACGCUCUUCAUGGUUCCCGUGGUACUGUUGUACAGUAUCGUGGCCUCGGUUAUCAACGAUCAAGCGAGUCUCAUCAACUACGUGAGCAUUUUUUACGGCCUCGCCUUCCUUUUUUUCGCCCUUUACCUUGCUUAUCUCGAUGUGCAUGAUGAAAGCAACGCUAUGUCAGUCGGGGAUCGAACGACCACUAGAAGAACUGCAUUGAGAGGAGCGCGCGGCAGCUCCUUCGCAUCGCGGGCCUCGUCCUCCUCCUCCCAUUCAACAAUAUCUGAAGAUGUACCUCGCGAGCACCCCGAUAAGAACAGCCAAGAAAUAUGGAUGCUUUCGCCUUUUCUAUCCACCGCGCUUCAAUUGAGCUACGCAGAUGCGCAUGAGUGGAUCGUUUUCGGAGGCCUCAGGCGCUUCCUCAUGUACGCUUUGUACAUCCUAAUCGACACAAAAGCUGGAAUUUGCCUUAGCAUGGUUUGGAGUUGCGUCCACCUCCUCUUCAAGGGAAGCGCCUCCUCGUCGUCCGGCACGAGAAAUACUGGAACACCACAAGGCCCGAGUAACUCGACGGUUUCUAGAAGUCGUGGAGAAAAUCAUGGCGCAAUUACUCCUGCCGCUACGUCUCCAUCAAUAGGCGCCACAAAUGCAGGCUUUCCUGCUACUGCUGGAGGCACUACAACAACCAGCUCAACCUCUGGUGCGGAGUUUGUCUAUCCCUAUCUGAACUUUUGGUGCCAAAUUGGAGGUUGCUUGGGUGCAGUGGGUGGUGUACUGACGAAGACAUUGCAGGUGCCAAUAGGGGGUGCUUCAGCUUCCACGCACAUCAUCACUGGCAGCACCGUCCUCUACUUUUUCAUCGCGAUUGGUACCCUUGCGGUGCCUCGUUUCGCUUUGCCUGCCUUUCGUCUGUUAGAGGAGGAAAACGAGACGGAUCAACUCAUUGUUGCCAGAUCCGACGCAGGGCCAGAGACCACUUCAGCGCCUCAUCGAGAACGUGGAGAGUUGAAACCGCAGUCGGGAUUUUCGUCAACCACCUCGGAAGGCGAUGACUUUAUUCGGAGAAGUCGCGCGGACGAGUUCGAGUAUGAUCAAGACGAUCGGGAAUUGCAUCACAUGACAGCAGCUGGGUCAGGUUUUCGUGAUCGCGCACGCAUGUUUCCGUCUACAGUCACCAAAGGUGCAGACCCCUACAUGGAGGACGAUCGAGAGGCGCUAAUCAGUGCCCAAGAGCGUAUGGAACGAGGCCAACUCUAUAAAACUAGCAGCAACAUCAAAUUCGAUGGAGAGACGAGCAGAAGAGGUGGCGCAGCGCCCCAAUUGCGGAGACGCGGGUCGUCACUUCUAGUGGGAGAAACAAAAAAGACGAUGCGGCAAGCAUGCAUGGACACCUUGCACCGAUCCACUGAGGGCUUGAGGGUUUUACUGACGACACGUUAUGUCUUCCUGAUUUGGAUUUGCAGCUCGGGACACCUAGCAAUACGGACUCUCCUCGAACUCCAAGGGAGCGUGCUGGUGAGUUACGUCUACCAGUAUCCUCCGGACGAUGGCUUCAAUUUGAGAGGCCCCAAUCCGAAGCGGGUCGCUGACGACAGAACACGGCUUAUCAGUAUUUACUCGUUUCUCAAUUCUUUCCUAAUGAAGAUAAACACAAGUACAGAUGAGAAGCUCGUCCUUGACCGCAAGCCCACUGCAUAUGCAUCUGAUUUGAGUAGUACAAGUUUUCUCUAAAGACUCAUUUUGUCUUGUAAAGGAAAAUUCUAGUUCUAGACCAGCUUGCAUCUUACUUAUCUUUGUUCUGCUAUGUUGCUUCUCCAGGUGCUAUGCUCUUGUUGAAUGGUGUGUUGUCCGCAGCAGUUUCGCUUUUUGGCACAUCUGAACUCGUGCGUAGCUACGGCCUUGGGCGCGUCCUUCGCGCGAACCCCAUCUGCUGUUUCAUCAUGAUGGGCGUAUUCUGCUGCGCUGCUCUUGGCGGCGAGCGGCAGGGAUACCUAACCGUUAAUGACGGCUCCUACGUACUGACGCGUCCACAAGUAUCCUGGAAUGACGACGCAACAAUGGGCGACGCAGUGGCAAUUCGGAACUCUAAACACCAAGGUGCUGCGGCUGCGUUAGGAGCCAACAUUGGGGUGGACGAGCUCUCAGCAGACGGCAUUCUGCAUGUACAGGCGUGCACGACACAUGUGAGUGAUUUACGACAGGUUCUGCAAGGUCGCAAUCUGGUUGUUGCGUUUUCAUGGCGGGGCACCUCGACCGGUGCUACCGAUGACCCUUCGGCUGGAUCUGCAACGCGGAGUGGCCCAAAUGAUGAAGAGCAAUCUUUUGAGCGUGUAUUUCAGUUACGUGAAGUGCAGUGCAGCGGAGGUGGGCGAGAAGUCGCGGAGGCACUUGCGCGUAUCCAGAUGCUUUACCCGCGGAGCAGUGGCGACCUCUCGGCGAAAUUUCAAGCGUUGUCUAACCGCAACGCCGAUUUCUGGGACCGUUUGCGCCAGCUAGAAGCACUGAUGCGGGCGCAAGGAAUCGUGGACAAUGCAGAAAACGCUGAAAGGCGGAAGGCACUCGCAGGUGAUGUUUCGCACGAGCUACAUCUGAAAACACCGGAAGUGCUUGACACAAUUGAAAUGCCCUACGCUGCAAGAGAGAUGCUGAGCCGAUGCCGGUCCGCAUGUGCAUCUCGAUUUCCAGCCUGUAACUAUGUUUCACUGAGUAGCCCUGGUGUGAGACUCUGUGAGCUUUUCCAUCUGCCUGACAGCGGUGACGACGGAAACUCAGAGGACGCCGCAUUAAGUUCAAAUCCGCAAAUGGACGAAACAAGCGCCACUGGAGGCUCUCAAGAAGCCCAGUUGCGUGCCGCUUUCUGGCAGCUUUUAACUGAGUGGGAUGCAUGUGAAGCGAUGAAACGAGAGAACUUUCUUUCCCCGAACAACCCCAUGCGAGACGUCGAGAGUUUUCUCGAAGCAUCUUCUUCCCCUAGGAGUACUAGCACCGCUUUCGGUCCUCGAGAGACGACCAGUUUGACUUCAGUAACUAGUUAUACGGAACAAGAACUCGAACGAGAUCAAGACGCGCAGACGCAAAUGAGUCAUUUAGAACGGCCGGGUUCCUCGUCUUCACGCUUUUUUGCAAUGAAGCCCAAGUGCGGAUUUUUGGAGAUGGUUCUGGACGCGGAAAGCGCUGGCGCUGCUGCUGUUGUCCUCGUAAAUCCAGGGAAGAGACGGCGGGUCGAACGACUACGCGGAGACGUAAACGCAGUAACGCCAACAAACGCACCAGAAAAUCGGCAGAGAGUACCACAGAUUCUCACGCUAUUCGUUUCCGAGCGCGAUUACAAUAACAACUUUCGAAGUCAUGAGAUUGAUGUCGAUGCUGGCGUACGGCGCCGCCUUACUGAUCGAAGUCGAAAGUUUCUCAGCGAUCAUGACUCCCGUUCUGAUGUCUUGACCUACGGUUCUCAUGCACACUCUGAGGCGACAGCAUCGCUUAGUGCAGCGUCGUUUUCUUUCCUACAGUUUGGGCAGGAACGAGAUCGCACAGAGUAUGAUGCAGCAGCACGGGAGUUAGUAGAUAAGAAGCCCAGCAGGCACGAGCGGGACAGAGAGGACCGCGAAUUUCACCAUGACACUUUUAUUGAGCAAGACGGCGUUUCGCCGAUGACACCAUUUGGCUCGAGCAGUACUCGGAUUCACAUCCACCGGACGCGCGGUACCGCUGGCGGAUCCAGUAUGUUUUCACAUCUGGCGUUGUUUUUGCUCGUCAGCAUUUGUAGCAUACUAACGAACGUGGUGGUUUUUGCAAUUAACAACCCUAUGGUGGAGGUUUUGUAUCUUCAGACAUCCCGCGUUGCAAAGGUGAAAGCGAAGAGCUGGAUCAGCGCCUUUGGCAGCAACUUGAUUCGAGCCUUGGCAAACCGUGUUAACAGUGCCGCGAACACACCACUCUUCGAUCCCAUUGCGUCCCUCUUCUUUUCCUCUGUGUGGUUUGCCGCGUGGUUUGGGACGGUCUUGGAGAUCGGAGGUAUGCAUCGACAGUUGGUAGAGAGCGGAACCAUCGCGGGAGAUGAAAAAUCUGAGGCCGCCUCAGCGAAACAUCGGACGAAAGGUCGUGGUAUCCGUGACGUUUUUGGAACUCGGAUUGUGGAUAGUGCUGGCACCGCGGCAGAUGGAAGUAGAGGUCUCGGCGAUGCUUUUGGUAGACCUGAACCCCAGGAUUACCACUCCAAAUUCUCCCCAGCAAAGCACAAUAAAUCUUCUCAUUUCUAAGUUAUUUGAUAAACUCAAGGUAAGUGGACCCCGCAUUUCUCUCUGCAGUGAGUAGGUCUUCUUCUUCCUGCUCAAAGUUGGUGCAGGAUGUGCAGCUGUCAUAACACCUAGUGAGCCAUGGCAUAAACAUGAUUCCAGGCCAUGGAAUUGCAGCAUAAAUUAUCGCUAUGCCGCAAAUGCGAUUCUCCUGCACUUGCGGAGUCAUACUUUACUCUUACUUAUUGACAACGGUGAUCGUGAUCACCAUCUUACUACAUAAAGGUUGAGUUUUGUUGGAGCACCAUUUCUAACGAGACAAAUUCAAAUAUUGCGACCAUUUAAAGAUUCGGGCACAUAUUACUGUUGCAGUUGUUGCGAAGCAAUUAGCUCUAGUAUGUUUUCGAAUACGCGUAAAUUUGUGAGACGAAACAAACUGUCCGUUGUCUGUGAAGCCGUUCGGUGCCGAAAAAAAUGACAUAUCGAUCACGCUUACCAGCUUGUCCCCCUACAACUUCUAAUUUCUCUGUUUUUCUGCCAAAGAGCCAUUACAAAUGUCAUUACCAGAACUACAUGUAACUACAUACAACAGUUUAUUUUAUUUCAAAAACGCAUUGAGAUUUCCCGUUUCGCCGUACCCAUUCCCUCUCCCUUUGCUCUACUUUCCUCUACACCCCUUGUUUCGCGAACGAGAGAUCAAAGAAACAGGCGGUCUCACAAUAAGGCCCACUUCCUCAUGCAAGAAUGAUUUGAACUUAGCUCCUCCUGACAUACUCUUUGCCCACAGACACACAAUAGUCAAUAAUGUUAAUGAGGAGGUUUUCAAC